Molecule: messenger RNA, 4095 nt
Organism: Penicillium nucicola
Lineage: Eukaryota; Fungi; Ascomycota; Eurotiomycetes; Eurotiales; Aspergillaceae
Product: putative non-repetitive nucleoporin
Exons: 4
Coding region: 1-4095 (1364 amino acids)
Biological process (GO): protein localization to nuclear inner membrane; transcription-dependent tethering of RNA polymerase II gene DNA at nuclear periphery; protein import into nucleus
Cellular component (GO): nuclear pore; nuclear pore inner ring
Molecular function (GO): structural constituent of nuclear pore
Source: RefSeq, a predicted model, not a curated record
AUGGCGUACCCGUCUCUUCCAACAAAUCUUCCCCCGGCGACGCCGCAGAAACCCCUUCCUGGGACGUACUUCCAGACUCCAGCGCCAGUGUCUGGAACCCUCCAGGUCAAAUCGCCGCAAACACAGACCCCUCAGACCCCUAUGCCGAAGCUCCCCCCGGCAGCAUCGCAGACCAAAAAUCAGACCUUGAGUACCGAGGAACGCGGGGCGCGAACAAUCAAUAACAGCCUGCAAAGCGAGUCGCGUUACCCAGAUCUGGACAGCUAUCUAUCACAGGGCUCUUCCUCCGAGUACAACAUUCCCGCGGCUUCAUCAUGGGCGCCAUUCCAAAAAGUCAAGAUGUACGACAUCCCCGAUCAGAUCUUCGAUCAAUAUAACCGCGCACAAGUUUCGACCAGCAUGGGUUUGUUUGCCGAGCUAAAUCACGCGUGGGUGGCCAUUGACAACGCACUGUACAUCUGGGAUUUCACACACCCAAACCCGACAUUGGUGGGAUUUGAGGACCAACCGAACAGCAUCAAUGCUGUCAAACUGACCAAGCCGCGUCCAGGUGUGUUCUUGCCGGCUAUUACUCAUUUACUUGUGGUUUCAACGACCGCGGACGUGAUUUUGCUGGGUAUGGGUUAUGAGACUACGCCGAGCGGCAGCGGCAGCGUCUCCCUGUUUCAAACUGGCAUGGCCGCCUCGGUCCGAGGCCUAGAUAUCAAUGUGUUUGCAGCUUCGCCAUCGACUGGCCGCAUUUUCUUCGGUGGAUCAUCUGAUAACGAUGUGCACGAGGUCACCUACCAACAAGAAGAACGGUGGUUCCAGGGCCGCUGCGGCAGAGUCAACCACACGAGCUCGCGCCUGUCAGCUUUCAGACCAUCAAUGAGCAUCACGAACCUUGCACAAGCUUCAUCCGAGUUUGUCACCCAGAUGGUAGUUGACGACAGCCGAAACCUUCUUUACACGCUUUCCUCCACAUCUACAAUUCGCGUCUUCUACAUGGGAUCGGACGGAUCUUUGUCCCUUGCAAUCACCAAGCGCACUCAGGAUAUUUACUCCAACAUUGGUCACAUCAUCACCUCUAAUGAAACGCUCAACCCCAGAGUUAGAAUUGUUUCAAUCAGCCCUGUGCCAAAGACGGAGGCAUCGCGGUACCACCUGGUUGCAACAACAGCGACAGGCUAUCGCAUCUAUCUCAGUGCAACCAAUUCAUACAACUGGGCCCCUUCAGAGACCGGUCCUCCCACGAGCAUGCAGGCGCUGCAUGUGAAGACACCUCCCAUUGACCUUACCCCGGAUUCGCCUUUCAAGAUUCUAUCUGUCCCGAGCCCAAUCCACACACUUGCUCCUACUCGCCUUGCCGAACGAUUCUCGCCUGGCUACUUCUUUUGUUUCACUAGCAAGGAUCCAUUGCAAAAGAUGGAUAGCCUUUUCAUCUCGACGCCUGACGCUGGCCGAGUUGCUCGUUCCCAGGAAAAUGCGGGCACCGGCAAGACGGCAGAAUCAGCUAUCAUGAUCGAACUGGGAGGCAAGGCAGAGGACAUUGGACUUGUUUCAGCACCUUCUUCUGUAGCCAAUGAGUUGGCUGUUCAAUUCGAUCACCCGGCUGCUGAGAUCGCCAUUUUGACUAACGGUGGAGUUCAUCUCAUCCGCCGACGUCGUCUCGUGGAUAUCUUUGCCUCAUUGGUCCGCAGCGGCGGUAACUCUGACGAAGGCCUGGCGGGCGAGAUCAAAAACUUCAUUCGAACAUACGGCCGGAGUGAGGCGCUGGCGACAGCUCUGGCAGUGGCUUGUGGUCAAGGCGUGGAGAUUUCUCCCGACCAGAGACUCACACGUAUCAAUGACCCUGAUGUUCUGGAGUACGCUCGCAAGGUGUUUAUUGAAUACGGUGGUCGGCCUACUGUGAACGAGAAUUCUGUGGCAGAUAACUCUACCGCCGCCAUUGACGCAGUGCAGCCUUCGCCACGACACACUGGCAUCGGGUUGUACAUUGCGCGUCUGCUGAGAUCCAUCUGGAAGAAGGAAAUCGCCAAGGUGGGCAAAGGACCCAAUGGUGCCCAGACUGUUUCAGCUGGUGUCAGCUCUGCCAAGUUGCAGACUAUCCAACAUGAUCUCAGUGCCCUCCAAACAUUCUUCAAGGUCAACAAGACUUUCAUCGAGGGACUCAGCGGACCCGAGGCUCUUGCCCGAGUGUCCACCAAGCAAGAAGAGACCGCACUGCAGGCCGAGCACCGCGCUCUCCACUCCCUUGUUCAGCUGGUCACUCACACAAUUGAGGGUAUCUCAUUUGUACUAGUGUUGUUCGAUGAGCGAGUCGAUGAGAUUGUGGCAACUCUACCCGCAGAGUCGAAAGAAAAGUUCCUGCAGCUCACCUUUGAGGAGCUGUUUAGCUCCAGCAAGGGCCAUGAUGUUGCCAAGGAGCUGGUCAAGGCCAUCGUCAACCGCAACAUUGCUAAAGGCUCCAACGUCGAGACUGUGGCUGAUGCGCUCCGUCGACGAUGCGGCAGUUUCUGCAGCGCCGACGACGUCGUGAUCUUCAAGGCGCAGGAGCUGCUCAAGCGUGCCCCUGAAGCCGGUGCCAAUACGGAACUAGGCCGCAACCUACUCAAUGACAGUCUUCAUCUCUUCCAGCAAGUGGCCGAGAACCUGCCCAUGGAUUAUCUGGUUUCGGCAGUGGAAAACUUCAUUUCCAACCAGUUCUUUGCAGGCGCCAUUCAACUCGCACUCAACGUGGCCGGCCGCUCUGACAAAUCCAACCUUGCCCUUUCCUGGAUCAUGGACCAACGCCCCGAACAGGUACGCAUCCCUUGCGCCCUAUCCAUAUCCCUGUCCCCUGGAUCUUGGACUCUGCUCACCCGUAACAAGGACACCCGCAAGGAGUACUUCUACUUCCGCAAGCAAUGUUACGACCUCGUAUUCAAGAUCGUUCUUGCAGUUGAUACGCUGGCUGCAUCUGAUCCCGGAUUCAUCGAUGGCCAGCUUACCACCAUUGCCAAACGUCAGAACGAAGCUUAUGGUGUGAUCUCAGGCUCGACAGAUGAGGUCUUUUUGACGAGCUUGUACGACUGGUAUCUCGAGCAGGGCUGGAGCGACCGAUUGCUGUCGACACAGUCGCCAUUUGUGGUCACCUACCUUCAACGCAAGUCGACUGACGAUCUUGACCAUGCUGAUCUCCUGUGGCGAUUCUACUCCCAGUCCCAAAAAUUCUUCGAGACCGCUCAAGUUCAGUUCGAUUUGGCCGUUAGUGCUUUUGCUCUCCCAUUGAGCCGCCGAAUCGAGUACCUCGGCCAAGCCCGCGCUAACGCUUCCAUUUUCACGGCCGAUGUCGGACGUCAGGCACGGCAGCGAUUGCUGCAGGAGAUCUCCAACCUCAUUGACGUGGCUAAUAUUCAAGACGAUCUACUGCAACGACUGAAGGAUGAUGAGCGAAUUGAUGCGGAUCGCAAAGUCGACGUGCUGCGCCAGGUGGAUGGACCCGUGAUGGACGUUAGUACACUCUUCAAUGAAUAUGCCGACACUGCUGGCUACCACGACAUCUGUCUUCAAAUCUUCUACUUUGCCGACCACCGAAAUUCCGCCGACAUCAAGUCAACAUGGCAACACUUGAUUCAAACGGUGCAUGACGCAACCGCCCGCAGUGGCUCACCGCAACCUUACGAAGCGGUGAUCGACAAAGUCCGCAGCCUCGGCAGUCGCUUACGCAUGUCCGAAACAGUGUUCCCGGUCCGCGACCUGGUUCCUAUGCUCGAGCGCUAUGCACUCGAAUUCCAAAGGAACGUCGGCCCAGCCACCUGGGUCGUAGAUCUCUUUUUGGAUCUUGGCGUGGCGCACGAGUCUUUGUACGCCGUCCUGGAGACCAUGUACUACACUGACGAGGCGCCCUUCCACGGCUCCAACCGGCGGUAUAUCGCCAGCGAUCUCUUGUACCUGCUCACUGGCUGGUUCCAAGAGACCGUGCGCCUGGGCGGUAUGGUCUUUGGAUCGGAUGUGGUUGCGGAGCGGAUCUCCGAGAUGCUGUUGAUCCUGCAACAGGGCAGCAAUGUUCUCAGCCAAGACGAGUUGACCACGGCUAUUGAGUUGCGGUCGCGGAUUGACGACAUCCUGCGGUGA